Messenger RNA from Eutrema salsugineum, 2201 nucleotides. Its product is annotated as bifunctional riboflavin biosynthesis protein RIBA 1, chloroplastic. Gene Ontology annotation, molecular function: GTP cyclohydrolase II activity; 3,4-dihydroxy-2-butanone-4-phosphate synthase activity. The transcript has 7 exons. Gene Ontology annotation, biological process: riboflavin biosynthetic process. NCBI's taxonomy places the organism in Eukaryota, Viridiplantae, Streptophyta, Magnoliopsida, Brassicales, Brassicaceae. Gene Ontology annotation, cellular component: chloroplast. The record is from RefSeq and is a predicted model, not a curated record. The coding region runs from base 297 to 1922 and encodes 541 amino acids.
GAGAAGACAAGAGCCAAGCAAGUGUCUUAUCUCUCACCGAAUCAGAUCCCUUAAAUACUUCUUCUCUUCAUUUCCCAAUUUGCGCCGCCAUUAAAAAUAAGCUUAGCUAAUCGCUAUCGUCAUCACCAGCAACUAACGCAUCCUCUCUAUUUGCUCACUUUUCCCCGCAUCUUCUUCAUAAAGCCUCCAAUUUGCGAAGUGGGUUUCUCGGAGUUGAACCGUGAUUAGAAGAAAUCUACCCAAUUUCUGGAUUUUGCGAUAACGGUUUUCUUGAUCUCGUCGAGGAACAGAGAGAUAUGUCUUCGAUCAAUUUAUCGUCUUCGUCUCCUUCCACCAUAUCUCUUGCCCGCUCUAGAUUAAACCAAAGCUCUACUACAUUGUUCCAUGGACUGCACCGUAUCAGUUUGCCAUCUAACCAUCCAUCAUCAUUUGCAAUUAAAACCACUGGAAAAGUUAAAGCUGCAGUGAUCUCCAGAGAAGAUGAUCUGCUCUCUUACACCAAUGGCAACGCUCCACUCUCAAAUGGGUCUCUCACUGUUGAUGAUCGGAUCGAAGGACCUUUAGAGGCCGAUUCAGUUUCACUUGGUACACUUGCGGCAGAUUCAGCUCCUGCGCCAUCCAAUGGUUUCGUUGCUGAAGAUGAUGACUAUGAGUUGGAUUUACCAACACAAGGUUUCUCUUCAAUCCCUGAGGCCAUUGAAGAUAUACGCCAAGGAAAGCUUGUGGUAGUUGUGGAUGAUGAAGAUAGAGAAAAUGAAGGGGAUUUGGUAAUGGCUGCUCAGUUAGCUACACCUGAGGCUAUGGCUUUUAUUGUGAAACAUGGAACUGGGAUAGUUUGUGUGAGCAUGAAAGACGAUGAUCUCGAGAGAUUGCACCUUCCUCUAAUGGUAAAUCAGAAAGAGAACGAAGAAAAGCUCUGCACUGCAUUCACAGUGACUGUGGAUGCAAAACAUGGUACAACAACGGGAGUAUCAGCUCGUGACAGGGCAACAACGAUAUUGUCUCUUGCAUCGAGGGAUUCAAAGCCAGAGGAUUUCAAUCGCCCAGGGCAUAUCUUUCCGCUCAAGUAUAGAGAAGGCGGGGUUUUGAAAAGGGCGGGACACACUGAAGCAUCUGUUGAUCUUACUGUUUUAGCUGGACUAGAUCCUGUUGGAGUACUGUGUGAAAUUGUCGAUGACGAUGGUUCCAUGGCUAGAUUACCAAAGCUCCGUGAAUUUGCAGCUGAGAAUAACCUGAAAAUUGUUUCCAUUGCAGAUUUGAUCAGAUAUAGGAGGAAGAGAGAUAAACUAGUGGAACGUUCUUCUGCGGCUCGGAUCCCGACAAUGUGGGGACCUUUCACAGCUUACUGCUACAAGUCCAUAAUAGACGGAAUAGAGCACAUUGCAAUGGUUAAGGGAGAGAUUGGUGACGGUCAAGACAUUCUAGUGAGGGUACAUUCGGAAUGUCUCACCGGGGACAUAUUUGGGUCAGCAAGGUGCGAUUGCGGGAACCAGCUAGCCCUUGCGAUGCAGCAGAUCGAGUCAACUGGUCGUGGUGUGUUGGUUUACCUUCGUGGACAUGAAGGAAGAGGGAUCGGUUUAGGACACAAGCUCCGAGCUUACAAUCUGCAAGAUGCUGGUCGGGACACUGUUGAAGCUAAUGAGGAAUUAGGUCUUCCUGUUGAUUCUAGAGAGUAUGGAAUUGGUGCACAGAUUCUAAGGGAUCUGGGCGUUAGGACGAUGAAGCUGAUGACGAAUAAUCCCGCUAAGUACGUUGGUCUGAAGGGAUAUGGAUUAGCCAUUGUGGGAAGAGUCCCACUCUUGAGUCUUAUCACAAAGGAGAACAAGCGAUAUUUGGAGACCAAGCGGUCCAAGAUGGGUCACAUGUAUGGCUUGAAGUUCAACGGCGAUCUUAUCCAGAAGACUGAUGAGUCUGAGUCUUAAGCGCCGAGAAUCAUGAUGAACCAAUUCGAACGUUACCGGGAAUAAAUAUACACAAUACUUCAAAAACCCACAUAGCAAGAAAAGACUUUUGAUUUAUCUGAGAAAUUUGAUUGGAUUGGUUUAUGUUCUAAUCUAAUCUUUAUCUGAUUUUUUUUUUAACAAUUCUUGUUACAAAAUUUUCAGCAUUGUUACUUGUUAUGCUCUAGACUGAGUAGUUGCAUUCGAUUUGUGAAGCUAUGAAAAGAGGAAGCUUUGAAAUGUGCAUCCUCCUUUGCUUGA